This is a messenger RNA of Mycena citricolor, 2284 nucleotides long. The record is from the annotation of a GenBank genome assembly. NCBI's taxonomy places the organism in Eukaryota, Fungi, Basidiomycota, Agaricomycetes, Agaricales, Mycenaceae.
CUCUCAUGCAUAGUUUCUUGUUGGGCGCUCACAGACGCAUCGAUUCUCGUUUACCAGAAGGGAUGCCACUCUCAGCUGUGGGCCUCCGCUGAGUCACGAGCUCCCAUCGGCUUGGCACAGCUUUUGCGUCUUUCUGCACCACUCUCACUGUCCCCCGCUCCAACAAAUACCCUCUUGAUCUUCAACCACCCACUCCCGGAUUUAUCAGGAUGAACGAUGGCAUUAGCAGUAGCUCGGGCGAUGGGGAUAUCGAGCUUUCCCGUGUUCCUACUGUGAAUGGCUCCGACACUGACAAGGAUCCGCUCUUGCUGGCCAGCCGUCUUCAAAGCGAAGAGCAUAUUAAGAAUCUGCGCCAACGCAAGAGACACAAGAAGGGGGGCGUCGUUGUCGGAGAGUUUUAUGAGAAGCAGAACAAGCAAAUUGCUUCGCUUUUGAUGACCAUGGACGAGCAUAUCGAAAGCGCUCAGGCGGAAGAGGAGACGAAUCGAUUGGCGAUUAAAGUGGCCAUCUACGGCUCCCUCGCAGCGAACUGUGUCCUGGCUGUGCUCCAAAUAUAUGCUGCUAUUUCUUCGCUGUCUCUGUCGUUUUUCGCGACGGCUAUAGAUGCUGUGUGCGACCCUAUGGCGAAUGUCGUUCUUCACAUCUGCCAUCGGAAGGCCAUCUCGGCGGACCCGAACAGAUAUCCUUCUGGUGGAAGCAGGCUGGAAACGAUCGGUGACAUAGUGUAUGCCAGUGCGAUGGGCUCUGUCUCCACCAUUCUCAUCGCAUUCUCGGUUCAGGAUCUGGCUCGUGGUGCACCGAGUGACCGAGCGCUUCACAUCCCAUCUGUCAUCGUCGUCGCCAUAUCUUUCUUCGUAAAGCUCGUACUUUUCAUAUAUUGCUACUCGAUCCGCUCCAAGAACUCUCAAGUCCGCGUGCUCUGGGAAGACCACCGGAACGACUUGUUCAUCAAUGGUUUUGGUGUGCUGACUUCUUCUGCCGGUGCCAAGCUCCGCUGGUGGAUUGACCCCGCUGGUGCGAUGAUCAUCUCAAUCGCUCUCAUUUUACUGUGGGGCACAACGAUCCGGAAACAGUUCCUUCUUCUUGCUGGCAUCUCCGCUCCGAUCGAGUUCCAACAACUGGUGAUAUACAAGGCCAUGAUGUUUGCGGACGAUAUCAAGCAAAUCGACUCUUGCAAAGUCUACCACGCUGGUCCUGACUACAUUGUCGAGCUGGACAUCGUGAUGGAUGCGGACACACCGUUGUGGAAGUCGCACGACAUUUCACAGGCUCUGCAGGAUAAGAUCGAGCAGCUGCCGAACGUCGGAAGAGCUUUUGUCCACGUUGACCACGAGAUCAGCCAUAAACCAGAGCAUGGCAAAACCAAGUGACGAUGCUACCCUUGUAACUUACGGUAUUACGUCUGUGUUCUAUUCCAAUUUAGCUCACGGGGCUUUCGACCGGACCCUCGUAUUGAGCGACAGAUUCAAGCAGUUUGAUCCAACGCCCCGCGUGCCACGUUUUGAGAUCCUUCCAGAACUCGCUCUCUUUUCCCCAUCCUAUCAUAUACCACUUGAGCUCCCCGGCAACAACCAGAUCCCCAAAGGACAACUGGUCACCCAUGACGUAAGGGCCGGCACUCUCCUCAUCGAGCCACUCCGCGAACUUGCCAUAGUUCUCCUGCAACGACUGCCACGCCGCAUCGCGCGCCUCCCCCUCCGGCACCAGCUCCUCGAGGGGCUUCCCGAACGACUCCGCACGGGUCCGGCGGAAGUACUCCCGGCUGCGCGGGAACAGUAUGUCCGGGACGCCGGGUAGGAUCAGCGGCACCACGGGCUCCGUCAUCUUGUCGAACGCGAAGCGGAAGGUCUUCUGAAGCGUGCGCGUGCCCUGCGGGAUGAGCCGUGGCGUGUCCGCGUACGUCGCGUCCAGGUACACGGCGAUGCGGAACGAAUCGGAGACGACCGCGCCUGUGUUCGGGUCCUGGAUCGUGGGCAGCGAGUAGUAGGGUUUCCCGUUCUUGCGGAUCAUCGACGGCUCCGCGCCGAUGCGCAGGCAGUGGUCUGCGAUGUCCGGGUAUUCGAUCCAGACGGUCUUGUACGGGAGCCCCUUGUAGUUCAAUGCAUAUCUGAAGGUCGGGUGCUCAGAGCGAUCUAUGCGAUCGCGACUGAUUGGGAGUCAAGUACCUGAUAAUCCAGGUGUUCGGCGACCAAGCAACUCCAGGAACCGAGGACGGGAUGUCAAAGAAAAGAAUGGGCUCAGUCAUGGAUCGGCCGGAAGAAAGGUGCCAAACGUUACAAUGCUC